Molecule: messenger RNA, 2440 nt
Organism: Gastrolobium bilobum
Lineage: Eukaryota; Viridiplantae; Streptophyta; Magnoliopsida; Fabales; Fabaceae
Exons: 18
Coding region: 158-2197 (679 amino acids)
Source: RefSeq, a predicted model, not a curated record
AAAUAACAGAGAGACAUGCUUGGUGUGCGUUCCAAACUUGCUUGUUCAUAGUAUCAAGUAUCAACUCUCCAAACCCUAAAGUUGUUGCAUGCAUUUUAUCUCUCUUCCAUUUCCAAUUUCAGAACUCUGAACUCUGAGAAAGGCUCUGCCAGAAAACAUGUCGUCUUGGCUGAGAUCUGCGGUCAACAAAGCCGUCGAGGUCGGCAACAAGAACAACCUCACUCGCACCGUCAAGAACUACGCCGACUCCGUCGUUCAACACGCCGGCCAAGCCGUUGCCGAGGGCGCCAAAAUCCUUCAAGAUCGCAUUGCAGCUCGGAAUUAUAGAAGUGUUGCGCUGACAUUAAAAAGAUUGGAAGAAGCUGCUAUCUCCUUUAGAGGACCCGAGAGAGUACAGUUGCUUAGAAGAUGGCUUGUUGUGCUUAAAGAGAUUGAGAAAUUGUCCGCAGCUUCAGCUGAAGGUAAAGAGAAGACUCUUGAAGAGCACCUUGCUGUUGAAGAAACAAAGGAGAACCCAAGCAGACCAUCUCUGGUUCUUUAUUAUGAUUCUGAUGUUGGAGGUGAACCAUUAAGUUUUCGUGAUGUUUUUCUUCGAAGUCAGGCUUUGGAGGGUAUAACAUUAUCAAUGAUUAUUGAAGCUCCUAAUGAUGAAGAGGUUUCCCUUCUCCUGGAGAUGUUUGGGCUUUGCCUUACUGGAGGAAAAGAAGUUCAUAAUGCCAUAGUAAGCAGCUUACAAGAUCUGGCAACGGCUUUUUCACGCUAUCAAGAUGAAGUACUGGUGAAACGGGAAGAAUUGCUUCAGUUUGCACAAGGCGCCAUCACUGGGUUGAAAAUCAAUUCUGAUCGUGCAAGAAUAGAUGCUGAAGCUUCUAGUCUUAAGAGAAAGCUAAUUGAGAUAACAACUACACAGGAGCCUGUAAACAAAGGUGAUUAUAAAGCUGCUGAGGAAACAACAGCAACGCUAGAGGCUUUAAAAGUUGCCCUUGCACAGAUUAGAAUUUGUUCCAGACUGGAAGGAUUAUUGCUAAAGAAAAAAAAUUUAAGCAAUGGAGACUCUCCUGAGGUUCAUGCCCAAAAGGUUGAUAAGCUGAAAGUCUUAACGGAAUCUCUUGCCAACUCUGCUGCAAAAGCUGAAAAGCGUAUUUCAGACAACAGACUACAAAAAGAGGAGGCAUUAAAAGUUCGCGUGACUAAAGGCGAUGAAGCUAGUGAAAAGGAGAAGGAACUGACAGCUGAGAUAUCUGCACUCCAACAGAAAAAAGAUGAUCUUGAAGCUGAAUUGAAAAAGGUUAAUACUUCUUUGGCUGCUGCUCAAGCACGAUUAUGGAAUGUGAGGGAAGAAAGAGAUCAGUUUGAGGAAGCAAACAAUCAGAUUGUUGAACAUCUGAAGAUAAAGGAAGAUGAACUUUCAAAAUCAAUUAGCUCGUGUGGGGUAGAAGCUGAUGUUAUCAAAACUUGGAUUAAUUUUCUGGAAGAUACUUGGGUUCUUCAGUGGUCAAAUGCAGAAAUUCAUGAGAAGCAGAUUAAUGAUGAAUUGGGGAGACAUGAGGACUAUUUUGUGAACUUGGUGAUUCAACUUCUUACUGCUUACCAGAAAGAGUUAGAGCCUUGUGUCAACCAUAUUGGAACAUUUGUUGUGAACCUCAAGAAUUUAAGUCAGAGGUUAGAGAUGACAUCCAGUGCAGAUACUGAGGAUUCAGAAGCAUUAAGUCCAAGGAGAAAUCUUGAGGAGGAAUAUUUGGCCUAUGAAGCUAAGAUUAUUACGACCUUCAGUGUGGUGGAUAACAUGAAAAAGCAGUUUUAUGCUCAACAGGGGAAAAUUUACAGGAAAGAUGAAGAUAGAGUUAAAGAGCUGUUUGAUGCCAUUGAAAAGUUACGAACACAAUUUGAGUCUAUUGAGAGACCAAUUCUUGAAAUAGAGAGCCCGCCUGCAAAGGCUGAAAUACCACCUUCUGAGAAAAAGUCAGAUGGUACACCCUCGCCUUCUGCUCCAGCUCAAGGUACUGAGCUUUCAAAGCCAGAGACAGAUGAACAGCCAAAAUCACCUUCAGUUAAGGCAGAUCAGGUAUUGGACCAUGAAGCCGAAUUAGCUAAACUGGAAUCUGAAUUUGGAAAGGUUAGUCAAGAUUACUCAACAGAGGAAAUUGGUGAUUGGGAAUUUGAUGAGCUUGAAAGAGCAUUGGAAUCUGGUAGUUAAGCCACAAGCAAUUAGGUCAAUCUUUUUUCUGAUACAUGAAUGCUUGCUGUUGUAUUUUCAUAAUGAAGCAAGUAUUAUAUAAAUUUGUAAGCUAAAGGUCGGCUGUUAAUGAAGCUGCAAUUUGGAUCAGAUGCCUUUAAAUCUGUAACAUUAAAGAGCAUGAUUUCUUGAUUCUUCUGUAAAAUAUUGAAUUUGUAACACGCAGACGCACAUAUCAAAUGAUUUGAAAUGAUCAGUAUGGUU